Lactuca virosa is the source of this 330-nucleotide messenger RNA. The record is from the annotation of a GenBank genome assembly. NCBI's taxonomy places the organism in Eukaryota, Viridiplantae, Streptophyta, Magnoliopsida, Asterales, Asteraceae.
AUGCUAGACGAAUUACAGAAAAACCUAGGGUUUGAUGAGAACGCCAUGGAAUCUUCUAGAAUGACGCUGUAUAGGUUCGGCAACACCUCUAGCAGCUCUAUUUGGUACGAACUGGCGUACGCAGAGGCAAAGGGUCGGGUCAAAAAAGGGGACCGGGUAUGGCAAAUUGCAUUUGGGUCGGGCUUCAAGUGUAGUAGUGUUGUGUGGCUUGCAUUGAGGACCGUUGAUUAUGAUGAGAUGAAUCUUUGGACGGAUGAGAUUGAUGAAUUUCCAGUCGAUGUAGAUUGCGAUGAUGGACCAUUACCCAUAUUUUUUGAACGCUCAAAAUAA